Molecule: messenger RNA, 1341 nt
Organism: Rhododendron vialii
Lineage: Eukaryota; Viridiplantae; Streptophyta; Magnoliopsida; Ericales; Ericaceae
Product: probable rRNA-processing protein EBP2 homolog
Exons: 2
Coding region: 16-1158 (380 amino acids)
Biological process (GO): rRNA processing; ribosomal large subunit biogenesis
Cellular component (GO): nucleolus; nuclear periphery; preribosome, large subunit precursor
Source: RefSeq, a predicted model, not a curated record
GAGUGGGAAAAAGGAAUGGCGCGCGGGAGGGGAAAAAGAAGAAGACAAAAGCGGCACCGUUUGGGCAAAAAGGGGAAUACUUACAAAAACCCUAGCCGCUCAUUCUCCUCUUCUCUGAUUCCAGUCUCCACUCUCCACAGUCCACACCAGGGAGGCAGCGACGCCGCCCACUCCCGCACUCUGCCCACGCCGACGUCCACUCCUCCUCCCGCCGACGAUCGAUCCACACGGCAGUCCACCCCUUCUCUCGCCGACGAUCGACCCACACCCACAGUGGUACCACUGGAUACCAUGAAGAAUGAUGAGGUGGAGAAUCCUGAUGUGGAAGUUUCUGAAUCAGAAUCUGAACCAGAAGACGAAGAUGUGAAGUUGACAGAACCUUCGAAAGCCUCCAUAUACAACGCGGAUGGUCUCCUAGAUAAACUUGAUGACAUCAGGUGGCCUCAGAAUGUGGAAUGGAUACACAAGCUUUCCCUUGACAUCAAUCAAGAGCAAAAGGUGGACGUGAAUGAUGACCUAGCACGUGAGCUUGCCUUUUACACCCAGGCACUGGAAGGCACAAGACAAGCCUUUGUGAAGUUCCAAUCGAUGCAGCUUCCUUUUCUCAGGCCACCCGACUAUUACGCUGAGAUGGUGAAAAGUGAUUCUCACAUGGUGAAAGUCAAGGGCAGGCUUUUGGCAGAGAAGAGAAAGAUGGAAGAGGCAGACGAGAGAAGGAAGGCUAGAGAGUCCAAGAAAAUAGCUAAAGAGGUUCAGGCUCAGAAGCUGAAAGAGAGGGCCAAGAGUAAAAAGGAUGAGAUAGAGUCUGUCAAGAAAUGGAGGAAGCAGAGGCAACAGAGUGGGUUUGCUGGAGGUGACAAAGAUGGUGAUAUGGGUUUGAGCUUUGAAGAUGGGAAAUCGUUUGAGAAGUCUAAUAAAAAGAGGCCGGGGGUGGCUCCUUUUGAUCGCACUGGUGGGAAGGGAGGCAGAGGUGGUGCUGGCAAGGGGAAGAGAGGAGGAGCAGCAGGUGGAAAGAGGAAGGGUAGGGAUGUCAAGGACUCCAAGUUCGGGUUUGGAGGAAGGAAAGGUAUGAAGAAGCAGAAUACUGCUGAUACUACAAAUGAUUUUCGAAGCUUCAACCAAGGUGGGUCCUCCGGAAAUAAAAAAAGGAAGCGGUAAUGUACUCAUUUUCAUUUGGUUCUGUGAUGUGCCUUUUUGGUUAUUUAUGUUUGCUUGGAACUUUUAAGAUUUGUACGUUCUAUUGCAUUGAGCUUUAAAUUGGAUUUCUACGAGCAUUUCUUCAAGUACUCUGGCGUGUUAAGGCCAUUUGUCGAUUAGUUGAUAUUUUCUCUCAACCUUGAA